UUCGUACCAGAAAUGGCAACCAGUGGAAGGAAACUUUUAAGAGAUAGUUCCAGAGCUGGUUUCGAAAAAAGAGAAAAGAGAAGACAGAUUCGACGUCUGCAAGAAGCUAUCGACAAAAAAGAUACUGAAACUGUAAAAGAGAUUCUGCAAGAUGAAUUUGAUGUGGAUUUCCAGUAUCGUGGACAAACUGCUCUUCAACAGGCUGUAAGGGAAGGCUGCCUUGAUAUCUGCAAACUGCUGAUUGCCAAGGGCGCAAAUGUCAACAUGUCCGAUGCUGAACAGAAUAAUCUUCUCAACAUGGCUUGUUGGCGAGGUUUUGCAGAGAUCUCUGACCUAUUAAUACAGAAUGGAGCUGAUAUAGAUGAACGCAACAUUCACGGGUUUACACCAGCCAACACCUGUGCGUUACAAGGCUACCCUGACAUUCUACAGAUGCUAAUCUCCGCCAAGGCUGACCUUGACAUUCACAACCAGCAUGGCACCACCGCUCUGCACACGGCCGUGGCGCGCCGCCAUUUUGAGUGUGUCCAGUUGCUGAUGCUGGGUGGGUGCAGGGUUGACACCCAGGAUGAGAGACGCCGGACGCCGCUCAUUGUCGCUGCAGGCAGUGGCUUUGCUGACGUCAUAGAGCUCCUUGUGAAUGGAGGUGCCAGUGUUAAUGCCAAGGAUAUCACAGGGACUACGGCUCUGUUUUCUGCUGUUGCCAACGGAUACCCAGAAGUUGUGCGCUCUCUGGUGAACAGUGGGGCUGAUAUCAACCAGCCCACAACUAAAGGGGUCACACCAUUGCUGGAGGCCAUACAUAAUGGCUUCACAGACAUUGCCCAGUUGCUCAUCGACUCCAAGUGUGAUGUCAAUCUGACUGAUCGACUUCACCAGGCUCCCAUACAUCUGGCAAUUGCUAAAGCCUCACAGUUCUUCAGUGAGACAACCGAUGCAGCCACAGGUCUGGUGAGGAGCCUGGUGGAAGCUGGGUGUGACAUCAAUCUACCUGAUAAAGGGGGCUCCACUCCACUAUAUCAGAGCGCCUCGGCUGGAAACCUGGAUCUGACAGAGUACUUGUUGAGCAGAUCAGCAGAUAUCGCAGCACGUAAGAAGGAUGGUGAUACUGUGUUGCACGGUGCUGUACAUGGAAACAACCCAAAUAUUGUACAGAGGCUUAUUCAGGCUGGAUGUCCAUUAAAUGAUAAGAACCUGAAGGGGGAGCAUCCUCUGCUUACAGCCAUUACAUUUUCAGCAAAACUGGAGAUGAUCAAGGCUCUGGUAUCAGGUGGAAGCUGUCUGGAUGAGAGGGACACUGUGGCAGGCAACACACCCCUCCACUAUGCCAUCCUGCACUACAACACCCCAGCAGCACUACUGCUCAUUGACUCAGGUUGUGACGUGAACAUGCUGAACACAAAAAGACACUCGCCCCUGUACACGGCUUGCGAAAAGAACGCAGAGGAAGUUGCAAGGAGGAUUCUGGGAAGUCCCAAAUUCCAGAAGCGUCUUUUCCUUGUCCGGAAUAUUCCCCAGCCAUUGUUUGCUGCUGUCUCAAACGGCCAUGCACAUAUGGUAGAUAUGCUCAUACAGACUGGUUGUGACAUUAACAUGAUCAAUUCUGACGGCCAGACCCCUGUCCAACAGGCUCUGACAGAAAACUGUCCGUUUGUCGUGAAACUUCUACUUAAGUACAAUUGCGAUCUACAUGCGCAUGCGCGAGUAAAACGUCUCUACAAAUGCUGCCUCCUGCAUGAAGACCAGCAUCCCCACUUUGACCUUGAACCUUUGUUUGUGGCCUUGACCCACAAAAGUGUUGACCUCUUGAAACUGCUUAUUGUCUGCUACUGGAAAAUUCCAGGAAAGUUUAUCGCAGAACUUGACAAUGUUUUUCAGACUACUGCAGAACUAAAUACGCACUAUUCUCAUGAUCUGAAAUCAGAAAUCCGAGAAGUUUUUCUUCUCUCAUCAAGGUUUCCAAGAAGCCUGAAGGAGUGUUGUCGAGCGCUUGUCAGAGAGAGGCUUGGGGCCUGCCCGGGGGAAAAGGUCGAGCAGUUGCCGGUAGCAACCAUGAUGAAGGACUAUAUAUUGAUGGAAGAAUAUUUCGGGGAUUUGUGGGAGAAGAUUGAAGAGCAUGAAAACAGUCAGCCAAAGCACAACUUCAAUGCAUUUAACUCCGUGACAUAUAGAGAUAUUGGACCCUGAGUUGAGUCGCGCUUAUUCAGUAUUUUGAGUAACUUGAAAAUGCAGUAGUACAGAAUUGUUUUAGUUAACUGUUUGUUAAUUUUGAAUCAUUAAUAAUAGUUUCCAGUGUUGAUGAUAAGAAAGUGAAAUAUCUUAGUUUAUUGUUAGGUAGUUUAUUGUUAGGAUAAUAAGAACAAUUAUUGAAAAAAAACUCUCAUAUAUUAGCAUGUUUAAUAAUCUUAAGCUGUUUCUUAUACAUGUACCCCCAAUAUAAAGUAAAGGGCGAUUUUAGAAUCACUAAGAACGUCAGUCUGUAUGUCAGUCAGUCUGUUGGUCCGCAGACACAAACUUGUUUGGAGAUUGCCAUCUACACUAUUCAACAUAUGACACUCAAACUUGCUAGGAUUGUUUGUUGUGAUAUGAAGGUGUGCUUGUACGAUUUUUAUUUUUCCAUCAGAAAUGAUUAUAAAAGUAAUGCACCUUUUUAAACUUUGUAAUUCUAAAACAUUAUGUUACUAAAGACUUAAACAUCUUUGCAACAAGACAGUACGGAUGUGACUUGUUUGGUAUGACACACUCAUGUACAAAAAAUGUAUAUUGUCCCUUUACUUAGUUUUAUCAAAUCAAGACCCUGGGGUCAAAACUGGCCACACCUAGGGGGUUGAAAAGUUUGUAUGGGCUAACAUAGCUAUCAAACUGUACUAUUUUCCUCUGAAAGAACAACACACAAAGGUUUAAUAUUUCGAAUUUCAAGUUUAAUUGAUGUUCUGUACAAUACUGGCGUCGACAAAGGGUCAAAUAUGACAUUACCUAAACUUGCUACAUAUUAAUACAUGGAGGUUUGUAGUGGGCUUGUUUUUGUCAUUACUGUGUAGACUGCUAGUUGUUAAUGUUAAGAACACCAACAGUAUAUUACAACAAUUAAGACUGUCUUGUUCAGACUAAAUGUUUGUUAUCAAAGUUAGAUAACACGUGAAGUUUAAUUAAAUACAGCUGGAAAAAAUGGAUGUACCGGUACUUUUUGUUGACUCAUUGGGGCUACACUCUAUUCCAUGUGUUAAUUAUUCUUUACUUGUUUGUCAACGACUUCUUCUACCUGAAUGCCCUUGAUAUAGUUUGUAAAUAACAUAUUUAUUGACCUCAAUUAUUAUAUGAAUCAGUGUGGCUUGUGUUAUCAUUCAUAUCUUGUUGAUAUCCAAGCAAGAAUUGUCACUUUGUUACUCUACAUAACUUUUCUUUUCAAAAUUACAAGUUCAUGAUGUUGUAAACAACUUUAUCUGUAACAUUAGAUUUAUUAUGCCCCUCUUCGAAGAAUAAGGGGUAUAUUGUUUUGCUGGCUGUCUGUCGGUAGACCAGUCUGAAUGUCAGUUGACCAGUUUGUUUCCGAACAAUAACUCAUCAACGAAUUGACCGAUUGACUUGAUACUUCACAUGGCCUUGGACAGUCGAUGACCCCUUUUGAAAUUGGGGUCACUAGGUCGAGGUCAUUAUCACUCUGAGUGUGAAAAUAGUUUCCCAUCAAUAACUCGUUAACGAAUUGACCAAUUGGCUUGAUACUUCACAUGUACAUUGGCCUUUGACAGUAGAUCAUCAUCACUGUAGAUGACCCCUUUUGAAAUUGGGAUCACUAGGUCAAAGUUUAAGGUCACUAUUACACUAAGUGUGAAAAUAGUAUCCAAUCAAUAACUCGUCAACAAAUUGACCGAUUGGCUUGAUACUUCACAUGUGCAGUGGCCUUUGACAUUAGAUGAACCCUAUUGAAAUUGGGGACACUAGGUCAAAGUUCAAGGUCACUAUCACACUUAGUUUGAAAAUAGUUUCUGAUCAAUAACUGGUCAACAAAUUGACCGAUUGGCUUGAUACUUUACAUGUGCAUUAGCCUUAGACAGUAGAUGACCCCUAUUGUAAUUGAGGUCACUAGGUCAAAGGUAAAGGUCACUAUCACACUAAGUGGUUUCUGAUCAAUAACUCGUCAAUGAAUUGACUGAUUGGCUUGAUACUUCACAUGUGCAUAGGCCUUGGACAGUAGAUGACCCCUAUUGAAAUUGAGGUCACUAGGUCAAAGGUCAAGGUCACUAUCACACUAAGAGUGAAAAUCAUUUCCGAUCAAUAACUCUUCAACCAAAUGUGCAUUGGCCUUGGACAGUAGAUGACCCCUAUUGAAAUUGAGGUUACUAGGUCAAAGGUCAAGGUCACUGUAAAACAGUAAGUGUUAAAAUGUUUCCCAUCAAUAACUCGUAAACUGAUUCACCGAUGGCUUGAUACUUCCAUUCUGCAUUGGCCUUGGACAGUUGAUGACCCCUAUUGAAAUUGGGGUCACUAGUUUAAAGCCUUGUUUGGAGGGGCAUAUGUCUCCGUCCACAGAACACUUGUUGUUUUUGAAUGGAGCUAUAAGUUCACUGGAAUGAAUUUCAUUUUUAUAUGCAAUUAUUAUGCGCAAGGAUUGUUGGGAUAUAAAAUGUCUCUUAGUGAGGUUUAUAGAUAUUGCAAAGUCGUCUGUCUGUCAGUCUGUUCUGCUUCUUAUGCUGCACACAACUGAGAAGGUAUUCUCUGGAUUCAAAUGAAACACUAUACAUGUAUAAUGAUAGAGGGCUAUGAGGGAAUGUGCAGCGCACAAGUACCUUACUCACUCAUCAGUAGUUUAGGAAAUAUUGUUUUCUGAGAAUUGUUUUCUUUGGCAGACCAUACUCCAUUAAUGUGAAAGACAUGUAAGUAAAACUAUGUACAUGUAUAUUGUUAAAGGACAUUUAGAGGAAGUGCAAAGAACAACAACUAUGUUAUCCUUAUUUUUUGCCAUUUGCUUAUAUUUUGGUAUACAUGUAUAAUGUUUCUUGUGUGGAACCUAACUCUGCAAGUGUUGAAGGUAUUUUAAUGAACCAUAAUAUUAUGAUUGAAGGCUUUAAAAAAAAACGAAAGUUAAAAUGACCACAUCCCUUUGCAAGCUUAUUGCAUUUUAUUAUUUUUUCAUGUGUUAAGCAUGCAUUGGAGAUUCAUAAGUAUUGAAAAAAAAAAACAGCUUCAUAUAUUGAUAUGAAAUUGAGAGGAAGUGCAUUGUACAAGAACCAAAACUCUUUCAUAGAAUUUGUGGAGAAGUGAAGAGUAAAAUGUUUUUGGAUUUAUUUCCCUUGGUAUAUAUCAUGCGCAGAGUCCAAUUAAAAGGAGCACUUUUAUGGAUCUGUUAAUAACUCAAAAAAAUGUUAAAGGGAUUGAAAUAAUUUCAACUUCUGUCACAUUCAUAUGAAUGCUGCAUUCUGAUUGGAUUAUUUGUUCACGUGACCGCUUUGUCAUUUUCCGAUGAACCCACUUCGUAUGCAAAUUUAAACAUGAAUAUUCAUGGCGCUACUUUUUGGUCAUAAACAAGUUGCCAAAAUGACGUUAUAUUUUGCGCAAAAUUUAAUGGCAUUUUUUAUUGGUCAAUAGUAAAAUGACGUGAUAUUUUUGCGCGAACUUCAACGAUAUACCCGUUUGACGGAGAUGAAACCGAAACUGAAAAUAGAUUCAAACGCUAGAUUAAAAAGGACUUUUAUGACCCUUACCACGGUAGAAUUUCAGCUUUAAGGUUAUUUUGUGUUGUAAUUAUAAGAAUUGAAUAGCAUUUUUCUGCAUUUCAUCGGUGUAUGAACUGUCGGGAAAAUGACGCCUAAUUUAUGCAUAAACGCCGAUAGGUCAUACUCCGAUGAAAUGCAGAAAAAUGCUAUUCAAUUCUUAAAUGAAACUGCAUAUAAAAAUAUAGACUUUAAGAGGCAAUUCUAAGUACAAUAACUAUUACUCUUUCUUUGUUAUUAAAUUUUGUUUAAAUAACUUAUGUAAAGCAUAACUUUUUAUAUAAAAUUGAUUAUAUUAAAAAAACAUAAAUCAGUUGAGGGAUUGGAAGUUUCUGUUUUUCAAUAAAUUUAUAAAACGUUCCUGUUUUCCCCUAAUUGCUGGCCAAGACAACACUUUAAGCUCAAAUCAAAACUUCAGAGGCACUGGGCACUUAUAGUGGCAGCACUUAAUUGUUAUACCCCUACAAACAAAGUUUAGGGGGGUAUAUAGGAGUGAAUUUGUCAAUCAGUCUGUCUGUCGGUCUGUUGGUUGGUCCGUAUUAAGUGUCAGCUCUCUAAUUCAAGUUGUUUUCAUCUGGUCUUCAACAAACUUGGUCAGAUGUUGUCUCUAGAUGAUGUCUAGGUCAAGUUCGAAUAUGGGUCAUGUCGGGUCAAAAACUAGGUCACGGGCUCACUUGGUGCGUUUUAAACAUUGAGCAUGGUGUCUGCUCUCUGAUUCAAGUAGUUUUCAUCCAAGCUUCACCAAACUUGGUUAGAUGUUGUAUUUAGAUGAUGUCUAGGCCAAGUUCGAAUAUGGGUCAUGGCAGGUCAAAAACUAGGUCAAUGGGUCACUUAGUGCGUUUUAAACAUUGAGCAUGGUGUCCGCUCUCUAAUUCAAGUAGUUUUCAUCCGAGUUUCACCAAACUUGGUCAGAAGUUGUAUCUAGAUGAUGUCUAGGUCAUGUUCAAAUAUGGGUCAUGCCAGGUCAAAAACUAGGUCACUUAGUGCAUUUUAAUCAUUCAGCAUGUUGUCCGCUGUUUUUUGUGAAGACAACAUGCAAAAUAGUCUGUGUUAAUGCGGCAUGUUUUUUUAACUGAUUGAAUGCUAUUUACUUGAGUUUGGUGAUAAUAGAAUCCUACAAUAAGAAGGACUGUAACAAAUAUCCGGAUACUCUGAUAUCCGCGAAUCAAACAGACAAUCCAGUCCGGUUAACUAGUUGUGUAAUAUUAUCGGUCCAUGUGCAGAGUUUUUGUACUGAUUAAAAUUUUACAAAAUAAAUUUUCAGUGUA
Dreissena polymorpha is the source of this 6979-nucleotide messenger RNA. Its product is annotated as ankyrin repeat domain-containing protein 50-like. Bases 13 to 2187 code for a protein of 724 amino acids. NCBI's taxonomy places the organism in Eukaryota, Metazoa, Mollusca, Bivalvia, Myida, Dreissenidae. The record is from RefSeq and is a predicted model, not a curated record. Gene Ontology annotation, molecular function: protein binding. The transcript has 12 exons.